AUCCCUGGCCUGCUGGAGCUUCCUGGUGGUUCAGGGUGUGCCUCCUGCCAUUCCAAGGCUCUUGGGAAAAUCGGUGCUGUGUUCUAGAAGGGGAUGAACAUCCUGCUCCGUGCUGACCGUGGCAGGCCAGGCAGUGCCCGCUGGGCCAGAAGCCAGGCACAGAGGCCAGAGGAAGGCCAGGGCUGGCCACCUGCCCCCUCCCUGUCUUUCCUUUUCUCCCUCCCUCCUCUCAUGGCUCACUCUGUUUCUUUCCUUCAGCUGUUCUUCAUGCUGCUCAUUCCCCACCUCUGACUCCAUCUCCAUCCACCCAGGGUCUCCCAGCGCAGCCUCCCAGCGCUGCCACGGCUCUGCCGGGCCCCCCUGGCCCCGUGUCCCCCCCUGUGGUCCCAGCUGCAGCCAUCCCUGUGUUCUCCGUGCCUCCCCAGCCCCCUGCCCCGGCCCUGCUAGGCCCAGUCACCACUGCCCCUCCUGCAGCUCCACAGGCCCCUGUGGGUUUUGCAGCCCCAGGAUCUCCAGGGCCUGCCCCGGUUAGCCCGGCUUCUCCAGGAUUCCCAGCUCCAGUGUCACCUGGCCUGGCUGCUGCUUCUGCUGCAGUGACAGUGGCCCCUCUUGCCCCUGCAGUGAGCCCCAGUUCUCUCCCAGCUGCUCUCGCCUCUCCCAUGAAAACUGUUCCUGCUGCUGCCUCUGUGGGAGCUGCACCUCUGGCCUCACUCCCUGCCUCUGGAGCAGCCCCAACGCCUUUCCCAGCCUCUGGAGCAGCCCCAGCUCCUCUCCUGCCUCCCCCAUCCCGUCCCCUUCUGGCAUCUCCCCCACCAGUGUCUCCCACUUUGCUGCCUGCUCCCACUGUGGCAGUGUGUCCUCAGAGUCCGGGAUCACUUCCCACAGUCCCGGUGUCUCCUGGAAUUCCUGCUUCCACCCCGCUGGCUUCUGUUCCAGCCUCUCCCCGAGCUCCAGCUCCAGCCCUGGUUGGUGCCAUCUCUCCCCCUGUCUUCCUGGCUGCUCCCAAAGCUCCCUUGUCACCCCCUAUCCCUCUGCUGCCAGCUGGGGUGUCCCCUGGGCAUCCUGCUGCUGCCCCACCAGGCCCAGCCCCUGGUGCCCCAGUCUCACCACUGGUCCCAGUUGCUCCUUCUGUUGCCAGGGCCUGUCCCGUGGGCCCUGCCCCGGUGGUCCCAUCUGUGGGACACCCAGUCCCUCCCUCGGUAGCCAGGACCCCUCCUGGGAGCCCGGCCCCUCGGGCUGCACCUGUGGCUGCAGCAGCUCCGGUGGUUCCUGCCCUGUCCACACCUGCACUGGGAGCUGCCAGCUCUGUCCCAGGGCCUCUCGCGAGCCCCGUGUUCCCAGCAGCAGCUCCUGUGUCUGCUGUCCCCUCUGCCAGCUGUCCCCCUGUCACACUGGCCAUCCCUCCUGUGGCCAAACCAGCUCCUGGGAGCCUGGUCACUGCCCCAGCUGCCCCCUCUGUCGCUGUCACACCGGCCAUGGCAGCUCCAGCCACCCCUCCUGUGGCCAAACCAGCUCCUGGGAGCCCAGUCACUGCUCCCUCUGUCCCUGUCACACCAGCCAUGGCACCUCCAGCCAUGCCUCCUGUGGCCAAACCAGCUCCUGGGAGCCCGGUCACUGCCCCCUCUCCUCCUGUCACACCAGCCAUGGCACCUCCAGCCAUGCCUCCUGUGGCCAAACCAGCUCCUGGGAGCCCGGUCACUGCCCCAGCUGCCCCCGUCACACCGGCCAUGGCAGCUCCACCGUCUCCAGCUGCCCCUCCCUCAGCCAAAGAUGCUCCCAAGGGUUCUGUUGCUGCCACUCCAAUUCUCCCCACCGCAGCUCCAGCCACCCCACCUGCAGCCAAAACUGCGCCCAAGAGCCCUGUUGCUGCUCCCUUGUCCCCUGCCACCGCAACUCCUGCAGCUCCAGCUGUGCCACCAGCAGCCAAAACACCCCCUAAGAGCCCUGUCAAAGCCACCCCAACUCCAUCUACCCCUGCUGAGGACAAGGCACCCCCUAAGAGCCCUGUCAAAGCCACCCCAACUCCAGCCACCCCCACUGAGGCCAAAACACCCCCUAAGAGCCCUGUCAAAGCUUCCACAGGUGCAGCCACCCCCACUGAGGACAAGGCACCCCCAAAAAGCCCUGUCAAAGCCACCCCAACUUCAGCCACCCCCACUGAGGCCAAAGCACCCCCAAAGAGCCCUGUCAAAACCACCCCAACUCCAGCUUCUCCUGGAGCAGCCAAAAAGUCUCCCAAGGGCAGCCCCAUCACUGCCCCAUCUGCUCCUGUGGCUCCAGCACCUUCAGCUGCCCCUGCUGAGGCAAAAGCACCCCAAAAAAGCCCUGUCAAAGCUGCCCCUGCUGAGGCCAAAGCACCCCCAGAAAGCCCCAUUACAGCCACCCCACCUCCAGCAGCCAAAACACCCCCAAAGAGCCCUGGGAAAGCCACCCCAACCCCUGCAGCUGAGGCCAAAGCACCCCCAAAGAGCCCUGUCAAAGCCACCCCAGCUCCAGCCACCCCUGCUGAGGACAAAGCACCCCCAAAGAGCCCUGUCAAAGCCACUCCCCCUCCAGGCACCCCCACUGCAGCCAAAGGACCCUCAAAAAGCCCUGCUGAGGCCAAGGCACCUCCAAAGAGCCCUGUCAAGGCCACUGCAGCUCCUGCAGCUCCAGCCACAGCUCCGGCCACGGCUGUUUCUGGUGUCCCUCCAAAGCCCCCAACCCCAGCAAAAGCAGACACCGGCCGUCCCGGCUCUGCCCCUGCCAAGAAGCAGCAGCCCCCCACCAAUAACAAGGUGGCCAAGCCGGCCACUUACCCACCCCAGCCCAAAGCUCCCUCGAAGGCCCCGCUCAGCGCUGACGAUGAGGACCUGCCGCCUCUGCUCCCCCCCGAGCCGCCCGUGCUGCUGGAGCUCUCUCCACCCGCGGGGGUCCCGGCCCCCCUGGCGCCACAGCCCAUCCUCAAGAAUGACAAGGGUAUUUGCGGCCGCGGUUUGCCGUGUGCAUGGAGUGUCACUGGCUGCCCACGGGAUACUAACCCCGCCCGGGGCCCCGGCGUGCGGGGAUAGACCGAGCCGAGCAGCCGGUGAGCCGGGGCGCAGGGAGGGACGGGGCUCGGCACGGUCCCGGCGGUCACUAACGCGUGUCCUCGGGCACGGAGCACG
Molecule: messenger RNA, 3146 nt
Organism: Cyanistes caeruleus (blue tit)
Lineage: Eukaryota; Metazoa; Chordata; Aves; Passeriformes; Paridae
Source: RefSeq, a predicted model, not a curated record